Henningerozyma blattae CBS 6284 is the source of this 507-nucleotide messenger RNA. RefSeq names its product Cgi121p (gene CGI121). Gene Ontology annotation, cellular component: nucleus; EKC/KEOPS complex; cytosol. Gene Ontology annotation, biological process: tRNA threonylcarbamoyladenosine modification; telomere maintenance via recombination. The record is from RefSeq and is a predicted model, not a curated record. Lineage: Eukaryota; Fungi; Ascomycota; Saccharomycetes; Saccharomycetales; Saccharomycetaceae. Bases 1 to 507 code for a protein of 168 amino acids. The transcript has 2 exons.
AUGCUAGUAUCAAAGUUGCCUCAAUUCCCAGAUUUUACUAUUUCUGCGUCACUAUUUUCAAAUAUUGAAAACGGAGAAGAUUUAGUUAAAGAUAUUGCAAAUAUACCUUAUUCUUUAAUUGAUACUACUUUAAUUUGUUCAGUUGAACAAAUUUAUUCCGCUAUAUAUAGAGUAUUGGUUGAAUAUAAAUUUAAUAGAAUAAAAACUAAAUCAAUAAAUUCGGAAUUAUUGUUAUGUCUGUCUCAAAACUCCAAUAUUACUCAAAAUUUUAAAAAAUUUGGUAUAAAUGCUAAUACCAAAAAUUUAGUUAUAGUUUCCAUCUUAGAAAAUCAAAUUAACAAUGAUUUAAAUAAAGAAUUCAAUGCUCUUCUCAAAGGUGAAGAAAUCGAGUUAAAUAAUGAAAAUCUGCAAAAAAUUUGUGAUAUGAAAGCCAUUAGAAAAAUACUAACUUCAAACCUGAUGAUGAUUCAGAUAUUGCCCAGGCCGCUGUCAAUGCUAUUCAGUUAA